AGUUGUAGACCGAGUAACUACGCGGAAAUUUUUCCGCGCUUUCGGCGUCGAAACCCCACAAAUUGAAGACGAGUGGCGGGAGCUGCUGUCGGAAGGGGCUUGUAGAGGAAGAUCAAGUUUUACAGUUAUGGACUUCAAGCGACGCAACGGUGGCCCUCUCAUGGGUGGUGCAUCCCAGGCCAAGCGAGGUAAAGCGACUGGUGACUGGGAGGACAGUCCAUCCCAGUUUGAGGAAGAAUUGUCAAUGUUUGAUGAUGCAGAGAUGGAUGUGGAAGACAUGGAAGGACAGGCCGGACAUGAUGUCAUUCCCGUGGGUGACCUUUUCUCAGCAGACCUAAACCCUCGUUGGAGAAGGCCUUCUGCCCCCUCACUGGAUCCAUCUUCAGAUACAUUGGUGUUCCAGCAGAUUGAUCUCGACUAUUACCUGGGUGGCUCUAUAACUGGGAUGCCUGGUCAGUCACAAGGAAAAGUUCCUAUCAUUAGGAUGUUUGGUGUAACAGAUAGUGGGAACAGUGUGUGCUGUCAUGUUCAUGGCUUUGCGCCUUACUUCUAUGUUCCUGCACCAAGUGGGUUCACAUCUAAUUACCUGGAUGAAUUUAAAAGAGAGCUGAACUCUGUUGUUCUUAAGGACAUGCGCUCCAAUAAGGACAACAUCUCGAUCACAGUGCUUGCUGUGGACAUCUGCCGUAAAGAGAGCAUAUAUGGUUACCACGGACAACGCAGCCUUGAUUUCUUGCGGAUAACGAUGGCGAUGCCUCGUCUCAUCGCGCCUGCAAAGCGGCUGCUGGAACAGGGCUUUAAGUUUGGACCUUUUCCCAUCCAGAGCUACCAGGCUUAUGAGGCCAACAUAGAUUUUGAAAUCAGGUUCAUGGUGGACAGUGAUGUAGUGGGAUGCUGCUGGAUUGAACUUCCCAAAGACAAGUACAGAGUGCGUGAAGAGAAGACCUCAAUAGACACAGAUUCUCAGACUCCAAGAAAGGUUUCUUUCUGUCAAUAUGAAGUUGAUGUCGGAUGGACAGACUUCAUAAGUCACCCUGCAGAAGGAGAGUGGCAGAAGAUCGCUCCACUUAGGGUCCUUAGCUUUGACAUAGAGUGUGCAGGAAGAAAAGGAAUCUUCCCAGAACCAGAUAAAGAUCCAGUGAUUCAGAUAGCCUCUAUGGUCCAAAGGCAGGGUGAAACUGAGCCGUUCAUUCGCACAGUUUUCACCCUCCAGGCCUGCGCUAGCAUUGUUGGCUCUCAGAUAUUAUGCUUCACUCAGGAGAAACAGCUUCUGCGGAGCUGGGCGGAGUUCUUAAGGACUGUAGACCCAGACAUCAUAACUGGAUAUAAUAUCCAGAACUUCGACUUUCCCUACUUGCUCAACAGAGCGGCUGCUUUGAAGGUGGAUUAUUUUCCAUAUUUGGGUCGAAUGCGAGGCAUCAAAUCAGUUCUGCGAGAGUCAAACUUCCAGAGUAAGCAGAUGGGGCGCAGGGAGAACAAGACCAUCAACAUGGAGGGUCGAGUUCAGUUUGAUCUGCUGCAGGUUCUACUAAGGGAUUACAAAUUACGCUCCUACACUCUGAACGCUGUGAGUUUCCAUUUUCUACAAGAACAGAAGGAGGAUGUGCAACAUUCAAUCAUCACCGAUCUGCAGAAUGGAAACGAGCAAACACGGCGCCGUUUGGCGGUCUACUGCCUGAAAGAUGCCUACCUCCCGCUGCGCCUGCUGCAGAAACUGAUGUGUGUGAUUAACUACAUGGAGAUGGCCAGAGUGACGGGAGUGCCUCUCACUUACCUCCUCUCCAGAGGACAGCAGAUCAAAGUUGUCUCUCAGCUGCUGCGGCAGGCUAUGAAACAGGAUCUGGUAAUGCCUGUUGUGAAAACUGAGGGGGGAGAAGAUUACACGGGAGCAACGGUCAUUGAGCCAGAGAAAGGCUAUUACAGCGUUCCUAUUGCCACCCUGGACUUUUCCUCCUUGUAUCCGUCCAUCAUGAUGGCUCACAAUCUGUGCUACACCACCUUGCUACAGAAAGGCUCUGCUGAGAAACUGGGAUUGUCACCAGAUGACUUCAUCAAGACUCCCACAGGUGAUCAGUUUGUGAAGAGCUCUGUGAGAAAAGGCCUUCUUCCAGAGAUCCUGGAGAACCUGCUGUCUGCCCGAAAGAGGGCCAAAGCGGAACUAAAGAAGGAAACCGAUCCUUUCAAGAAGCAGGUGCUAGAUGGCCGACAGCUAGCCCUGAAAAUCAGUGCCAACUCUGUGUACGGCUUCACCGGGGCCCAGGUGGGCAAACUGCCCUGCUUGGAGAUCUCACAGAGUGUCACUGGUUUUGGAAGACAGAUGAUUGAGAAAACCAAACAACUGGUGGAGUCCAAAUAUACAAUCUCCAACGGAUACCAAGCUGAUGCCAGGGUGGUUUAUGGAGACACAGACUCUGUCAUGGUCAAACUCGGAGUUACAACCGUGAAAGAAGCCAUGGAAAUCGGGAGGGAAGCAGCUGAGUGGGUGUCGUCGCAUUUCACUCCACCCAUCAAGCUGGAGUUUGAGAAGGUGUAUUACCCAUACCUGCUGAUCAAUAAGAAGCGCUAUGCAGGCCUGUAUUUCUCCUCCAGUCCAGACACGCAUGACAAGAUGGACUGUAAAGGCAUUGAGACAGUCCGCAGAGACAACUGCCCUCUAGUGGCCAACCUUAUUAACACUUGUCUACAAAAGAUUCUCAUUGAGAGGGAUCCUCAAGGUGCAGUGGAUCAUGCGAAAGAAGUGAUCUCAGACCUGCUGUGCAAUCGCAUUGACAUCAGUCAGCUGGUCAUCACUAAAGAGCUGACGCGUACAGCCCAGGAGUACGCUGGCAAGCAGGCACACGUGGAGCUGGCCGAAAGGAUGAGGAAAAGGGAUGCAGGUAGCGCCCCAAACCUGGGAGACCGAGUCCCCUACGUCAUCAUCAAGGCUGCAAAGGGAGCAGCCGCUUACAUGAAGUCAGAGGACCCAAUCUAUGUUCUGGAGAACAAUAUUCCCAUCGACACACAGUACUACCUGGAGCAGCAGCUGUCCAAGCCGCUGCUGAGGAUAUUCGAGCCCAUCCUGGGGGAAACCAAGGCGGAGAGCGUCCUGCUAAAGGGCGACCACACGCGCUGCAAGACUGUGUUGACCUCAAAGGUCGGAGGCCUCAUGGCAUUCGCUCAGAAGAGAAGCACCUGCAUCGGCUGUAAAGCUGUGCUCAAGACUGAUGCUGCUGUGUGUGAUUUCUGCAAAAAGAAAGAGUCUGAACUUUAUCAAAAAGAGAUCUUCCACCUGAAUGCGUUGGAGGAGCGUUUCUCCCGUCUGUGGACUCAGUGCCAGCGCUGCCAGGGUUCGCUCCAUGAAGAUGUGCUCUGCACCAGUCGUGAUUGUCCAAUCUUCUACAUGAGGAAGAAGGUUCAGAAAGAUCUAGAUGACCAGAGCAAGCUUGUGUCUCGAUUCGGAUGGUGAUUAAAAACUUCAUCCUGUUGGAUAGGGAAGUUGGACUCUACUUGUUGCUUUUGACUGUAAAAAUGCCUUUUUGACACUUUUUCAUGUUUUCUAUAAAUACAUUUACUUGUAGUGCCUUUUUGUAAAAUAAAGUCAAA
Xiphophorus maculatus (southern platyfish) is the source of this 3582-nucleotide messenger RNA. RefSeq names its product DNA polymerase delta 1, catalytic subunit (gene pold1). Gene Ontology annotation, molecular function: DNA binding; nucleotide binding; 3'-5'-DNA exonuclease activity. The transcript is spliced from 27 exons. Gene Ontology annotation, biological process: DNA replication proofreading; DNA-templated DNA replication; nucleotide-excision repair, DNA gap filling. The record is from RefSeq and is a predicted model, not a curated record. Bases 128 to 3445 code for a protein of 1105 amino acids. Gene Ontology annotation, cellular component: delta DNA polymerase complex. NCBI's taxonomy places the organism in Eukaryota, Metazoa, Chordata, Actinopteri, Cyprinodontiformes, Poeciliidae.